This is a messenger RNA of Bactrocera dorsalis (oriental fruit fly), 2050 nucleotides long. RefSeq lists its product as uncharacterized. Bases 413 to 1051 code for a protein of 212 amino acids. The transcript has a single exon. Lineage: Eukaryota; Metazoa; Arthropoda; Insecta; Diptera; Tephritidae. The record is from RefSeq and is a predicted model, not a curated record.
AAGGGCAGCGUCGCAACAAGCAGCCAGACAACAGCCAAAGUUGCAACAAAAAACGAAAUUGCAAAAUAUUCAUCAAAAAGAAAUUCCCCCACUCAAAAAAGCGAAGAAACAAGAAGAAGAAACAGCUGCCGACAGUGAUACCAUUAAAAUUUCUUCCGAUGAAGAGCAAACGCCGGCAAAAACAAACAACGCAGGUGAUAUUUACACGUUGGGCUGCAAUGCUGCGUCAUUUGAACAACAAAACCGCUGUCGCACACCCAGUCGUAGUCCGUGUGAUAACAGCAGCUCAUCCUCGGCAAUUUCCUCUUCACUGCGUUCGUUAGACUACGAAGCCGAAGCCGAUGAAGAGGAUGCCAAUGAAUGUGAGGGCGUGGAAUUGCAGCGCAAACUGGCUGGUGGCAAUGACAACUUGAUGCACGUACAGAAUUUUCUCAAUUAUUUCGAUGGACAACAACAACAACAGCAGCAGCGGCAGCAACGCAGGCAAAAGACCCCGGCAAUAUGUUAUGUCACACAAUUACAACAGGAAAUGUUGCGUCAACAAGAGGGGCAUAAUGUGGAUAAUUAUAUGACAAUGAGCUCCACAGGAGCUAACCGUCUUAACGCGUAUGUUGAGCAACACGCAGUCGAUGAGUUGUUGACGCCACAGCAGCAAUUGGAUUUCAUGUCGUCAACAGCAAAUACGACUGCUACUACCGCAUUGACAACAACAAGUACCACAACAAGCUCUGCAAAAGCAAGCAGCAAGCCAGGUAAAUUCACAAUUUCAACAAAGUUUUUACGCAAGCCGCGUCACAAAUUGAAAUCAGUGAAUUUAGCGCCGACAGCGGAUGUAAGCGGCGCAUUGGCAACAACAACGACAACAAUUGGUGGUGAUAAGGAGUUGGCAUUGCAUGAACAGCAACAGGGCAAUGAUAAUAAGCAGUUGUUAAUGCAACAAGAACUACAGCUGCCGCAACAACAACAACGACAGCAACCACCAUGUGCCGACGAACCGAAUGUGAAAUUCAAUUCGAAUUUCUCCAUUAAUUCACUUUUGAAUAAAAAAUAAUGAUAUUGCGAAGCCAAAUUGAAUUUCCGUUAUAUGUACUCGUAUUCAACUAUGGCCAUCAAUAUUUGUGCAUACAAGUUAUAAUGAUAGGAAUUGUACUAUAUUUCAACUGAUGAAAGUUUUAGAUUUGUUUUUAAACCACUACAUUUCAUUUCAAGCGAAAUUGUUUUUUUUUUUUUAAGAAUAUGUCUACCAAAGCAACACCAAGACGUAAAGGGUUACAUUUUUGCAUAAAUUAAAUACAUUUUAAAGAUAAAACAUACUUUCAAAUACUCAAAUAUAAUUACUAUAAUAUUGUUCUCUAAAAGUAAAAAUAAAAAAGUUAUAUGAAAAUCACAAGAAAACCCACCAAAACUACCACUUGUAAACAAUAAACAGUCAGCUGGUUGAGCAAACCAGAAAAGCCUUCAUAUCCAUAGUCAAAAGCAGUAAAUAAACUGUUUCUAAGCGCAUACCACAGUUGCCAAUUAGCAAACAUACAUAUGUAUAUUUAAAAGUAGAAAUCAAAUUUGUUAUGCUCAAUAAUAAAUAUGCGUUUAUAUUUUAUAUUAGCUGAAGAAAGAUUUCCCUUUAAAAUCUGAGUAAACUCCCUCGAUAUUAUUUGCUACUAGUUAUUACCAUGUAAGUAUGUAUGUAUAAUCAACGAACAAUUGUCCCUAAUAGCUGCGUAAGUUGUAAUUUUAACCAAAACUAUUAUAGAAGAACCCAUAUCUAUUUUAUUAAAAUAGUAUUUUAAUUAGUCUCUUUUGUUUUAAAGUCGAUGUCCACAUAAUUUUAGCGAUUAAACGAAAUAUUUAGUGCUUGUUCGUAUACCUAUAAGUACUCAUAGUAAUAAAAGUUUUUAUAUAUAACCCAGCUAAAUAACAUCGUGCGUAUGUAACUGUAUAAUUUAUGUUUGAAGAAGCACAUUGUAUAUAUAGUAUAUAAUAUUAAGCAUGAAGCAUAAAAAAUUUAAAGAAAUAAAAUUAUUAAAGCAACUGCUAAACACUUCGAAAAAAA